AUGCCUUCAAAAUGGCAGCGUCUUCGCCUGUCCCAGCAGGGAUUACCUCCUUUGCUCUUCCAGUAUACCUGGACCCGACAAGGCUAUGAGAUCCACAUAACAGACCUCACCUAUAUUUGGUCAGAGCGGCUGCCCCAUAAAGCUAUCACCAAGAGAGCAGAGGAAAAUGCCACAACGAUCGACCCUGGAGAGGACCCAGAACAACUCAAUGUGCUCCUGGAGAAAAUUGGAGAAGCUUUACAAGAGGGCAAUGAAAGCGCACUCCUAAGUAGUGGAACACAACCCGACUCCCUUGAAAUCACGACAACAACCAAGCUCCCCUCCCCGUUGAAGCCUCUUAAGUGGUCUUUGAAGUUAUCAAAGGAACCCAUGUCGUCCCUGACCAUUAAUCUAUUGCUUCCGUUGCUGAGGGAGGAAGCGGAGUGGGAGUCCCGCCAACGUUUGCUCUUGAGCCAAAUCAAACAGAAAGACUACGUACUUAGCAAGUUGUUUGACAAAGUUGAAAUACUUGGCGUGGACCUAGGGUCUGUGUUUCCUAGCGCUGCAGGAUCUCGCACGUCUCGGAAGGCUCUUACGCGGUCCGAGGCUGCUAAAUUUAUCAAGGGUAUUGCGCCGUUCGAGGAACAGACCUGGCUUGCUGAGACAGGAAUAUCACAUGAGGGGGGAUUGGCCACCAAUUUACUACAGGAAAUAUCGGGACCCGGUGAUUCUCAUGAUUUAGAUACCUUCACCCAAGCACAAGGUGACUGGUGGCAUCACAUUGCGAGGUUCUCUGAGAUCAGCGCCAGAGAAGCCUCUCCCAUCAAAGAGGAAUUUCCCAACGACAAAGAUAAGAAAAAGCUGACUGAGACCACGCACAUCGAUGCAGGAGGGGACUCAACUGCAAGCAGCGAGGUCGAUGAGUUUCAGCGACAAGAAACGCCUCCCAGACUAAAACCUCAAUAUGGCAAAGGCAAAACAUUAUCACCCAACCAAAACCCCAGAAAGACGAGUCCUGUUCCACCAAUAUUGCCUUCAGAGGAAGACGAAGCCACAGCAUCAGACUCUGACUCCGAGCCUGAACCAGCACCGCGUCAAAGACGCAUUCCCAGCUUUUCAAAGUCGCUAGAGCCCACCGCACCGCAGCCAAAAGCUCGAGAGGCACCGAAAGUACCAAAAGGUGGACUGGGUAAAAUUGGCGGCAAGAACAAGAAGGAAACAGAGCGCCGGCCCUCGCCAUCUUCCUCACCCUCUCCCGCCGCUUCUCCUCCGGCGCAAGUUCGAGAGGCACCGAAAAGGCUGAAAGGCGGAUUGGGUAUGAUAGGUGGCAAGAAAAAGCAAGCAAAGGAGCCUGAGCCUUCGCCAGCGCCUUCCCCUCCAGCACAAACCCGCGAGUCUCCAAAACCCCAGGAACCUACAAAGUCACCAGAAGAGGAAGAAGGGACUAGCAAAGAUCAUCCUCUCCCCAUAUCGCCGACACAGAUACCAACAGUCAAAGCUAAACAUACUGGGAAAAUUGGCAUGAUAGGCGGCAAGGCUAAAGCCAAAGCCUCCGAACCAGCUCGUGACAAGUCUCCGCUACCUACAUCUGACACGGUGGCCAUGUCACCCAAAAAAGCCACACCUGCUAAACCGAAGGCUGACCAACUUGCAACUAAAAAGGAGGAGUCUCCAUUGCCCACGCCAGCAGCGGAGAAGGUUCCUUCGGCUCCACCUGCAGAGCCGGAGACUGAAGACCAGCGGGCUGACCGGAAGCGCGAGGAACUGAAGAGGUCGCUCGAGGCUAAGGGCAAAGCUCCUGCAAAGAAGAAGCGGAGGUUCUAG
Messenger RNA from Penicillium expansum, 1803 nucleotides. RefSeq lists its product as uncharacterized. Gene Ontology annotation, cellular component: DNA ligase IV complex; nucleus. NCBI's taxonomy places the organism in Eukaryota, Fungi, Ascomycota, Eurotiomycetes, Eurotiales, Aspergillaceae. Gene Ontology annotation, molecular function: DNA end binding. Gene Ontology annotation, biological process: double-strand break repair via nonhomologous end joining. The coding region runs from base 1 to 1803 and encodes 600 amino acids. The record is from RefSeq and is a predicted model, not a curated record. The transcript is spliced from 2 exons.